Molecule: messenger RNA, 2048 nt
Organism: Chrysoperla carnea
Lineage: Eukaryota; Metazoa; Arthropoda; Insecta; Neuroptera; Chrysopidae
Product: modular serine protease-like
Exons: 12
Biological process (GO): proteolysis
Molecular function (GO): serine-type endopeptidase activity; protein binding
Source: RefSeq, a predicted model, not a curated record
GUAUUAUGUGAUGGAAAAAUCGAUUGUUAUACGAAAGCAGACGAAAUAUUUGAAUUCUGUAAAACUAAACGAUGCAAUACAACUCAAUUCCAUUGUGCUAGUGGAGCUUGCAUACCACAAUCCUUAAAAUGUAAUACAGUACGGGAUUGUUUUGAUGGUUCUGAUGAAGCUGAUUGUGAAAAUAUGGACACAGAUAAGUGUCCAGAAUAUUGGCCUGUUCGAUGUUUAUCCGGAGAAUGCAUCAGGCAAGAUCAAUUAUGCGAUGGGAUUAAAGAUUGUAUUGAUAGCUCUGACGAAAUUUACACCGCCUGCCAAGCAACCAGUAAAUGCGAAGAUGAUGAAUUUCGAUGUGAUUAUGGAGCUUGUGUUGAUUUGGACUCAGUAUGUAAUGGAAAACCAGAUUGUGUUGAUUACUCCGAUGAAUUGUUACCAAAAUGCAACACUGUUAUAAACGUAACUGAAGAAAUGAUUUGUGGCAAAAACACUUUCAAAUGUAACAGCGGUUUAUGUAUAAAACGAGAAAAAAUGUGUGAUGGUAUCAGGGAUUGUGAUGAUGGAUCUGAUGAAACUUAUCGCCAAUGCCAUGAUUUCAAGUGUAAUACAACAAAACGAUGCACAUAUGGCGCAUGUAGUGAAUCAAAUUGUGUUAAUAGUUAUUUCGCUGAUGAUAUCAGCAAAACAGAGCCAGAGGAUAUAACAGAUUUUCCAGAUAUAUAUCGCCCCAAUAUACCAUGUGAAUAUCCGAAUCCACCCGAAAAUGGUAAAGUGAUAGCAAUUUCACCAAUUACAGGAUUGAUUUCACAACCAUCUGGCAUAGCUCCCAUGUAUACUAAAUUGAAAUUCACAUGUGAUGAAGGCUAUACAUUAAAAGGUGCAAAAUCAGUUUUCUGCGAUGAUGACGGAUAUUGGACAACAGCAUUCCCAGAAUGUUUAAAAACUUGCCAACCAUUAGAGUCUGAAAAGCAUGAAAUUGAAUGUUCUUAUAAAGAUCAGAAAAUUAAUUGUAACGAAAGUUUUGAAGGCACCAUUGCAGAAGUUAAGUGUAAACAUACUUUUGAAUUAAAAAAUUUUGUACUUCUACCAUAUAACGCAAUAGAGUGCCGAAAUGGAAAAUGGUCGAAAAAGUUAUUUGAUUGUAAUCCAGUAUGUGGUACAUUAGGAUCAACGGCACAGCCUUUAGUAAUUAAGGGAUGGACUGCGCCAAAACGAGGAUUCCCUUGGCAUGUUGGAAUUUAUAAACUAGAAUAUUCAAUGUACAACCAAAUAUGUGGUGGAACAUUAAUAUCAAUAAGAGCCGUUUUGACAGCUGCACACUGUUUUUAUUUUGAAAAUACACCGUUAGUGGAUCCUACAAAAUAUGCUGUUGCUGUUGGCAAAUUUUACCGAUCAUGGAAAAAUCCUAAAGAUAAUUAUGCCCAAUACAAACAGCUUAAAGAAAUCAUUAUACAUGAAAAAUUUCGAGCAGAACAAGGCAGUUACGAAAAUGACAUAGCGAUUUUAAUAUUAAAAAAUUCCGUUCAAUUAUCGUCACAAGUACGUCCAAUCUGUGUUGAUUUGGGUGAUAAUUCUAAUAAUAUAUAUUCUAGUCUUUUGAAAAGAGGUAAACUUGGAACAAUUGCUGGAUGGGGUUUAACCGAAGAAUUUGGCGCUCCUGCUGAAGAGUUAAAAGCUGUGAAUAUGCCUUAUGUUGAAUAUGAAACUUGUAUAAAUCAUUUACCAAAAGAAUUUUUACGGUUCAUUACAAACGAUAAAAUUUGUGCAGGAAACAGGAAUGGCUCAAAUCUUUGUAAUGGAGAUAGUGGCGGAGGCUAUGUAUUUAAGAAAAGCAAAAAAUAUUUCUUAGCUGGGAUUGUAAGUGUUUCUCCAGCAAAAAACCAUUCAUCAAGACAAACGACCUGUGACUCACGUCAAUAUCAUGCUUUUACAAGUUUUCCCGAGCAUUUGAAGUUUAUACGUAAACAUAAACAAAUUUUUUUAGGUAACUAUUAGAGCUGAAUCCAUGAUAUAGACUUAGAAAAAGCUGUGAUGUCAGUUUUUCGCUAGCUAUC